CAACGCUAAUUGCAUUCUGUUCAGCGCUUACUGGUUUUACCAUCAUUUUACCGUUUUACCGUGAUUUUACUGGUGCGGCGUGAUGACGUUCGGCGGCACACCAGAAACAAACCUCACUGCGGCUACAACGGUAUCCAAGCGUCACAUUGCGAGCACACUUUCUGUAACGGCGCCGCGCUCCUCACGAACGCGCGCAAACGUCACAGCUUACGCGGGAGGGAGCGGCCGACGGUGCGGACGAUGCUGAAUAUGUCGAGAAGAGGGGAAAGGGCAUCACUGUUAUGGCGUCCGAACCGAACUCAUUCCAUGUGGACUUUCCAGACUUUUCCAGCAACGUCCUGAAGAGGCUGAACCAGCAAAGGCAGUUAGGCCAGCUGUGUGACAUCACUGUGGUGCUCCAGGGCCAGCAGUACCGGGCCCACAGAGCUGUGUUAGCGGCCAGCUCAUCUUACUUCUGUGAUCAGGUACUGCUGAAGAACAGCCAGCAGGUGGUGCUCCCGGACGUGAUGCAGGCGCGCGUGUUCGAGAGCCUUCUGCAGUCCUGCUACACGGGGGCCCUCCAGCUGCCCGCGGGCGAGGUGGUGGGCUUCCUAACAGCUGCUAGCUUCCUGCAGAUGUGGCACGUGGUGGGCAAGUGCACCGAACUCCUAGGUGGGGGUCCGGCCAAGCUCUGCCUGAGUCCGACACUCGGCCGCUCAUUCCUGGGUGGCGGUAGCGGGUAUGACAGCCCUAUCGAGGAUCUGGAUCGAGAGGACUUUGGCAGGGUGGUGGAGUACGUGGACGGAGAGGUGGAGCGGGGAAUGGUCAGUAGCUUCUCACCAAAGGUACCGGAGGCUGGAGGCCGGGAUGAGGGCUCUCUGUCGUCAGCACAGGAGCGCCUGAGCAGAGGGAUAAUCAGCCAAGCUGGCAACCCACUGAACAAUCAGCAAGGCAGAGCUGUGGAUGCACAGCCCAGGAGGGGGGAGCAUCAGGAAGCAGAGAAUGGUGGGGGUCUACAGGACGCCAGGUUGUGUGAAGGUGCUGGAAAUGAGAAGAUGGAGCUGUGUGCAAGCCAUCCUGCUGAUGACAACACUGAGGUGAACCUGGAAGAUGAACUGGGGGGGAAACUAAAUGGGGGGCACCCAUACAGAUCACCCCCGGACUGCUUCAAGGCCUCAGUGAAUGCCAACUCGACCGACACUGCCGAAGUCUACCCAGAUUCUCAAGGGCAGGAGCUGGGAGUGACUGCAGGGGUUGGAGAUCAGCGAGAUGGUCCCCUACUGCCUCCCGCUGGUCUCCAGAAGGAAACCACAAGCUCCACCACAGCGUUGCCCAGACGUGACAGAGGCUCCUCCCACAACAGCCUGCAGGAGCACAAGGAGCCCCGCCCCGCGCUGAGGCCCUACGCCUGUGCCAUCUGCGGUAGGGUGUUCAGGCUGAAGCGCCACCUGCUGGCGCAUGUGAAGGUCCACGUGGACGCGACGCCCCACAAGUGCCACGUCUGUGGGGAGCGGUUCAGGUCGAAGGACCGCUUCGGCCGCCAUCUGUCGUUCUGUGUCAAGGCUCGCCGAGCCAGACAAGCCGGCACGCCUCUCCGAUCCACCGAUCCGGCCCCCAAUGCCACUGUUGGACUGUGACUACAACCGGUUAACCUCUGAGACAGCACUUUUACCCAGGUGUAGGUUUUUUUUCGACGCACACACCCUUAACUCUCAAAUGCAGACACAGCGGCUUCACAGGGGCAAAACCACACGACGUUCCGGCAUUUUGAUCUCGCAUGCGUUGAGAUUUUCUUUGAACACUAUAUUCUGUUUUAUGGCAUUUUUCGUGCUGUUAAACAAGUUGUAUUUCUGUGAAAGGAAUGCAUGUUUGGUUCGUGUUACGCUUUUUAUUGAUGUUGUGGUUAAGAUUUAUGUAAUGGGGAAACUGGAGAUGUCGAGUGGGGAGAUGCUUUUGAAUCUCAGGUGAAUUGUCUUAUUGGGCUUUUUUGCGAAUCAGAUUCUUACAGAACAAUAAUGUUUGAUUAGCAGACCAUCGACUCAACUUGUUGCAGGGACUUUUAUUUUAAAGGAGACGUCCGUGACUCAUGUAAAUCCAGCUUGCAUCGCGCUGAUGGAUAUCUUCAUACGGGUAUAUUGGUUUUAUUGGUCUCAGAUCGAUUCAAUACAAUCACUAACAGACAACAUAAAUUCUAGCGCGGAUUUCCAGACGGAGAGUGGAUGUUUGACGCUGUCACUCGCUGCCUGGAUUAUCCCAAUGGAAAGUGGGUUAGCUCAGCUUUGUGACUGUCCACGCACAAUAUUCCCAACCCAUGUGGUUUACAAACCCUCUUUUCUCUCGUUACUACCUUGUGAGGCCGACAUCAACUGCGUUGUUAGCCUGAAUUACCUACUUCACAGAACUGGUAGCUUAUUGUAAUGAAAUGGUAACACAGUGAGAUGUUUAAUAAGUAUUUUACAGAACUACUUCAGAAGCUAAUUGAUGUUUAACAUGCAGGGAAAACUUCAGUACUGCCUAGAGUACUGAACGUAUUACAUUCUAACUGUAUAUUCCGAAAAGUUUUGUAUUAACGUGAUUAAUUUUAUGUUAUUGCCAUCCCUGUCAUGAUGUGAAGUCAACAUGCCAGUGGCAUCCACAGUGAGAAACCAAUGCAGCAAAUCCAGACUGGUUUUAAAAAUGGUCCCAGUGCAGCACUUGCCUGUUUCAUAAUAAGAAUAUGGGUACGCACUUAUGCAAACGUGCCGGUGUUUUAAUAAACACCCGUUUGUUCCAUUGAAUGUUCAAGCUAGGUUUCCACUCGUAUGUGGAAUAGCUCUUUGAAUGAGAAAUAUAUCAGGAAAUGUUUUGAUUUUUGUAGUUGUAAUGUCAAGAGUUGACCUGUUGGUGGCGCUGCGGUUUUUGAAACACCAAGUUCUUUUUAAAGUCUCUUUUUUCUGACGAAGCAGAACUGUGGCUCUCCAUGGUGCAGAGUGAUUGACAAUCAUCUGGGGACAAAGUGACUUUCGGAUGUGUUCCUCUGGGCAUAUUUAGCGCCUCUCGAUUUUCAGUGUUUAUUCUCCAGAAAUCUGAACAUAGGUGUAUGUGUCAGAUACUCAGGCGUGCCAGUCUGAGGACAGAGGACUGGGCAAGUGGAGAGGUUGAUUCAUAUACAGUUGAUAGAAAUAUGGACUGGUGCUAUUAUUUUAUUAGUACUAUACCGUACAGUGUCUGAGUUACAGGUGUAUUUAACAUUUACCGGGAAAUACUGGUGCAUCUAGGUGUUCAGGUUAAUGUAACAUAGCUUUUCACAUCAUACAAAAUGCAUAGACAAAGCAGAUUCUUUUAACCUAAUUCUGUUACUGUGUGUAAUUUAAAUUUAGCCUGAGUUUCUUGUAAAUCAACACUUUAGGACAUGUUAAUCUUCUAGAGUUUUCCUGUGGCAAAAAAGUACUGAAAUAUAAGGGAGGGUUGUUUUGGAAGAACGUGGCCUGAGACAUUUAAGCUAAAUCACCGACAGGCAAUUACAGGACUACCUCAGUAUUUAUCAAACACCCCAUACUGUUUAAAGGGGAUUUUUAAAAGGAGUUAUUGGGUUCAUGGACGGAUGCACUCAGCAUAUCUGGCUGUAAGCUUUUACUUCUUAUAGAAGAACAUUGUCCACACCUGAUGUAAAUUAUUUUCAGAAAUAAAUGCAAUUGUGUCACUUCCAA
This is a messenger RNA of Paramormyrops kingsleyae, 3668 nucleotides long. Its product is annotated as zinc finger and BTB domain-containing protein 9-like. Gene Ontology annotation, biological process: regulation of transcription by RNA polymerase II. Lineage: Eukaryota; Metazoa; Chordata; Actinopteri; Osteoglossiformes; Mormyridae. The record is from RefSeq and is a predicted model, not a curated record. Gene Ontology annotation, molecular function: RNA polymerase II cis-regulatory region sequence-specific DNA binding; protein binding; DNA-binding transcription factor activity, RNA polymerase II-specific.